This is a messenger RNA of Populus nigra (black poplar), 1984 nucleotides long. Its product is annotated as probable dolichyl pyrophosphate Glc1Man9GlcNAc2 alpha-1,3-glucosyltransferase. The coding region runs from base 144 to 1745 and encodes 533 amino acids. NCBI's taxonomy places the organism in Eukaryota, Viridiplantae, Streptophyta, Magnoliopsida, Malpighiales, Salicaceae. The record is from RefSeq and is a predicted model, not a curated record. The transcript has 4 exons. Gene Ontology annotation, molecular function: dolichyl pyrophosphate Glc1Man9GlcNAc2 alpha-1,3-glucosyltransferase activity. Gene Ontology annotation, cellular component: endoplasmic reticulum membrane. Gene Ontology annotation, biological process: protein N-linked glycosylation.
UGUCGUAAAACACUCAACAGCCCAUCCAUGCAAUGGAUUCAGUUCAGGGGAAAAAAUAAGAAAAGAAAUGAAGAAAGACCUGCUAGCUAAAAAGAACACAAUCAUAUCGAGUUCCUGUCUUCGUGUCCCAGUUUCUGUCUUCAAUGGAAGAUCAAAGAAAACCUGAAAAAAACAAGACAUCAACAACCUCAAAUCUCUUAUGGUUCUUUGGCGUAUCAACAUGUGUAAAACUCCUAUUAAUGCCAUCAUACCAUAGCACGGAUUUUGAGGUCCAUAGAAACUGGCUAGCUAUAACACAUUCACUCCCUCUCGAUCAAUGGUACAUUGACAAAACCAGUCCUUGGACUCUUGAUUACCCACCUUUCUUUGCUUAUUUUGAAUACAUCAUCUCCUUUUUUGCUCACUUAGUUGACCCAAAAAUUGUAGACCUUGAAAAGGGACUCGAUUAUAAGGCAGAGAGUGUGGUUUUAUUUCAGAGAUUGAGUGUGAUUGUGUGUGAUUUAGUUCUUUUAUAUGGGGUUUAUAGAUUGAGCAAGAAUUUUUCUAUGGGGUUUAAAGAGAGAGUUUUGAUGUGGGUUUUGGUUGUUUGGUCACCUGGGCUAGUGAUUGUAGAUCACAUGCAUUUUCAGUAUAAUGGGUUCCUGCUAGGGUUGUUGAUGAUGUCGAUUUCGUAUUUGAUGGAGGGGAGGGAUUUGAUGGGUGGGUUCAUUUUUGCUGUUUUGUUGUGUUUUAAGCAUUUGUUUGCUGUGGCCGCUCCUGUUUAUUUUGUUUAUUUGUUGAGGCAUUAUUGUUGGAAAGGAUUUGUUAAGGGUUUCUGGAGGAUUUCGGUUUUGGGAGCUGUUGUUGUUGCUGUUUUUGCUGCUGCUUAUGGUCCCUUUGUUUAUCUCGGGCAGAUGCAACAAGUCAUCAGCCGCAUGUUUCCUUUUGGAAGGGGACUUUGCCAUGCAUACUGGGCCCCAAACUUUUGGGUGUUUUACAUCAUAUUAGAUAAAGGGCUUGCUUUCCUACUCAAAAAACUUGGGCUGAACAUCCCGGUACCGGCAGCCUCUUUCACUGGUGGGCUAGUAGGGGAUUCAUCACCAUUUGCUAUACUGCCUCAGGUCACCCCCUUGACUACAUUCAUUAUGGUCCUGCUUGCCUUAUCUCCAUGUCUUAUCAAGGUCUGGAAGAAUCCUCAGCCACGAUCAGUCGCUAGAUGGAUAGCUUAUGCUUAUAUGUGUGGCUUUUUGUUUGGGUGGCAUGUUCAUGAAAAAGCAUCACUCCACUUUGUCAUCCCUUUGGCAAUUGUCGCAGGAAACAGUUUGGAGGAUGCAAGGCAUUAUUUCUUGCUUUCUAUAGUGUCUUGCUACUCGUUGUUUCCCCUUCUAUAUGAAGCCCAAGAGUAUCCAAUCAAAGUGCUGUUGCUGCUGUUACAUUCAGUUCUGAUGUGGCAGAACUUUUCUGCACUAUUCACCAAGGAUGCAACAGCCAGAGCAGUAGUUUCAGCAAAGAAAACAGACAGACAGGUGGGUUUGAAGGGAAGUUCCAGUGAUGCUGUCGAAAAAGGAGGAUUCCAUAUCGGAUGGAUUGGAAGGUGUUACCUGUUUGGUCUGCUGGUUGUUGAGAUUUGGGGUCAGUUUCUGCACCCUUACCUUCUCGGAGAUGAGCUUCCUUUUGUACCACUUCUAUUAAUUUCUAUAUACUGUGCACUGGAAAUUAUGUACUCAUGGAUAUGGCAGCUAAGACAGAUUAUGGCGUCCACCUGACUCAUGAUCCCUCAAGUAGACAGCAAGUUUUGUGACUUAACACUUCAGUGUUUCUAUUAGAAAACUUGCAUCGUGUUGGAAUGUAUACUAACUUUGACUAGCGUAGAGUCUCUCAAGGUUACCCUGUUUCUCGUUGACUCGGAGCCUGUGUCGGUAUUUGUACAAUGUGGUUUGAAAAAUUUUAGGCACGGUUCAAUAUUUUUUAAAUAUUUUUUUUAAUUUAAAUUAAUAUUUUUUAA